Molecule: messenger RNA, 4476 nt
Organism: Peronospora matthiolae
Lineage: Eukaryota; Oomycota; Peronosporomycetes; Peronosporales; Peronosporaceae
Source: the annotation of a GenBank genome assembly
AUGCUGCACCGCAGUAGCGUAAGCGCCGACAGUGACGUCUUCAGGCGGACGUCCGUCCUCUCCAGGACAUCGGCCCUGUCCAGCACUUCAACUGCGCGUGCUGAGCGCCAGCCGCUUCUUCUUUCGGGUGCUCCGCCUCCCCAAGUCUUCGCGCACCCCGUCGAGUGCGCGUCUCUCACGAAUCGCGUGCUCUUUCAGUGGGUCACGCCGUCUGUGACGCUAGCGAAUCAUGGUUUGAGUCAGAAUCAGACUCAGACGCAGACCCAGUCGCUUCCGUACCAGAUCCAGCAACCACAUAGUGUACCCACAGCCAAGCGUGGCCUGCAGCAGGCGGACGUCUGGGAGCUGCCGCCUCACGCGCGAGCAGAAGCUGGUGCGAAUGCCUUACAACGCGCGUGGAUCACUCGUGGCUCACUGCCACUGGCCUUUGUAUCGACACAUGGACUGCAGUUUGCCGGACUUGGAGUACUGGACGCCAUCGUGCAGCUUUGUGACCUCAUGGGGCCCUACGUGCUCUUUCAAAUGGUGUCGCUCCUGCAGCAACAGGAGCAACAACAUGAGGAUGAAGCAGAGACGAGGAGCAGUUUGCUCUUCUGGCUGGGGACGCUGCUGGUCUCUCGGCUACUGCGUGCGCUGCUGUCGACGUUUGCUCGAGCAGAGCUGCAGACGAUGACGUUGAGACUCACCAUAGCGCUGCAGAGUCUAGUGUUCCAAAAGGCACUACGGCUACCGAGCGUCUCGACUCGGGAAGUCGACACGCUCGGCACUGUCGAUGUGAUGCAGCUACUGCAAGGUGUGGCGUGUGUACACGAACUGUGGGCGAUGCCGUUCGUUGUAGUUUUGAUUGUGGCUGUGAUUGCAAGCUUCAUUGGCGUUGCAGCAUGCGUGGCUACUGUGGUGCUAGCAGUCGGGAUGUUGCUUGUCUCUCGCCUAUUGACACAACUGCAGCUUCGGUCGCUGGACCGACUGCGAAAAACACGGGAAGACCGGCAAAAAUCUGUGAUAGGCACGGUGCAUGCUUUGCCUGCCGUGAAAUUACACGCGUGGGAGCCGGCCGCUGGCAUACGUGUGAAGGUCACUGGUGGACGUGAAUUUGCGGCCUUGUGGAAUUUCCACGUGCGAUGCGCCGCUGAAAUUGCAUUUAGCUUUGCAACGCCGGUGCUGGUGACGACUGCGGCAUUAGGGGUUGCACACCAUUCGUCUGCGCAUUCUCUUACCGCAGCAUCAGCUUUUGCCACUUUGGCGCUUGUGCGUCUCAUGCAGACACCACUCCGGGUCCUGCCCAAAGCGGUGGUGGGUGCUCGAAACGCCUGGCGAUCUCUCUGUCGGCUGUCUCACUUUAUCGACCAGGACGAAUUGGACCCGCACGCUGUAGCUCGACGCGAUAGUCUGGGUGUAACAGCCAAGUACGAUGAGCGAGAUGUCGUCAUUGCGGUUGAAGAUGCUACGUUAGUUUGGGGAAGUGGUGGACCGGUGCUUUUCCAGCAUUUGGAUCUGACUGUGAGUGCUGGCGAACUUCUUCUAGUUCAUGGACGUCCCGGUAGUGGUAAGUCCUCGUUUCUGUCAGCAUUGUUGGGUGAAAUGCAGGCGCGUGAUCGAAGCGACGGUGGAGGCGGACGUGUGUAUGUUGGUGGCUCUGUGGCUUAUUGUCCGCAGCAGCCGUGGCUGCAACAAACGCUGUCGGUGCGCGAGAACGUGCUGUUUGGUCUUCCGUUUGACCGCCGCAAGUAUCAGCUCGUGCUUGACGCGUGCGCGCUCGCUAAUUCGCUCGCAGUGUUGUCAACUGGAGACCGCACUCUCAUUCAAGAGUGGAUGCCUACCCCUGGACAGCAAGCGCUUGUGAGCCUUGCGCGUGCCUGCUACAGCGAUGCAGCAGUGUAUCUGCUUGACGAACCACUAGCACGCUGCUCCGAAUUUGUAGCACGCGAAGUCUUUGACCGGUGCUUAUCAGGUCUUUUGCGCAACAAAACGCGUGUAGUCGUCACGACGCGCAAAGAAUUUGUUAACUCGGAGUUCGUUGACGACGCGAUCCGAUUCGAAGACGGCGGUCGGCUCAUGCCCACCCGCGAUAUGUAUGAAGGCAAAGAACGUGAAGAACAGGCCGAGGACAAAGGAAGAAGUGAAGAAAGCGAAAACGUUGAUGUGGACAGGUGCGCGCACUAUUCUGCGUCUGGUCUCGACUUUUCGAGCAUCAAUGAGCCACGGGGUUCGCGGUUGGAAGGACUAGCUAGCGCGGAGCAGCUGUCGAUUGAAAAUGCUGUCAACACGACUCGCACCUCAUUGAGCGAACGACCGCUGCGCGAGUAUUUUCUGUGUGAAACAGCAGCAGAGGCCGAGUGGGGUGAGAUUGAGAGCGAACGGAUGGGCAAGUCGAUUAGGGCGUACGCGCAUGCAAUCGGUGGCGCUCGUGCAGCUGUCGCUCUUGUUGCUCUGCUACUCUUCUGGCAAGCUCUGCAGCUGCUGAGUGAGGUGUACGUUGCAUACUGGGUACGUUCUAGCAGCCACACGAGUAUGGCGGCAGAUCAGCUCAUUUACGCGUCAUUGGCGUUGGGUGGCACGUUUAUCGCCUUUGGCUACGCGCUGGCUAUUGCUGUGGUGGCAGUUGGAGGAAUGCGCCGUGCUUUCUUGUCGUUAGCAUUCGCGUUUCUACAAGCUCCUCUGGCUUUCUUUGAUGCUUUUGGUUGUGGAAAUGGCAGGGUUCGGUCGAAGCGACUCAGCCUUGCCAGAAGACGUAAGCUUGAGCGGGCUUUUACAGGCACGGAUCUUACCGACAUGGGUGUGAGGCUCCCUCUCGCAGUUGGAGCCAUACUGGUACUCGGAGCCUCAACUUUGACUGCGCUACUGACUACCGCGACGGUGACGCAGUAUUAUGUGGUGUUGAUUGCUCCGGUAUUGUACGUGUAUGUGCGUACGGCGAGGCUAUACCUGCGACCAGCUCGGGAUCUCUUUCAUCUGGGACGUCUAGCGCGACAAGCUGCUCAGUUGCAUGUAACUGAGUCACUUCUGGGUGCGCGCGUGCUACGAGCUUUUGGGCCAGUGCAUGUGAACCGUGUGUUAGGCCACCAUUUCUGGCUGCAAGAUGUUGCUGCUCGUAACAGCCAUCUCGGCUUACACAUCGACCAAUGGCUCACAUUGCGUAUCCAGCUGUACGGCGCUGUCAUCGUAGGGAUCGUAGCAUCCUCAACCAUUUUGGCGCUGCGACACACACUGAGCACUGGCACGUUGGCUCUCGCUCUAUAUGAAGCACUGGUAGUCGAUGGAGGCGCGCUCGAGUCGCUCGUCCGGGUAUGGAUUUGGUUAGGCCCGGUUCUACCGAUUGCUGCCCGAACGCAGGCGGCUGUGCGGGGAGCGAAAGCAAUUACAGAGAGUACAGCACACUCGACUGCAGCAGCAAGUCGGACGUCGGGACCAUUCAUACCCGUCCAAAGCGUAGCCAACCCUUCAUUGUCGUGGCCCACGAAGGGUGAUGUACGCUUUGAUGCGGUGAGUUUUCGUGACCCGGCAGCCGCGAACGUUGAGAUUACGGACAUAUUCGAGGCCGGUGAUGGUGGCGCGCCGCCCUUGGCUCUUAGGUGUGUAUCUUUUCGCUUACUGGCAGGAGAGAAGGUCGCCGUUUUUGAGUCGUCCGGCGUUGUUUCGUCGGUUGGACGUGCGCUACUACGUGUGCAUGAGCCAACUGCGGGGCGGAUUGUGGUAGAUGGCGUGGACAUGUCGACCUUAGAUGUGCAUACGCUUCGCUCUCGCGUGGCUUGCGUGUCGGCUGCCGCGCCCAGCGGUGCUUUAUACGACGGUUCGGUGCGUACGCAGCUUGACCCAAGCGGUGCUGAUAUCGGAGACGAGCGUCUAUGGACUGCACUGCAUGCUGUCGGACUUGCGAGCAACGUGGCUACAUUAGAUGGACUGUUGCCAGGCAUUGCUGCUCUUCAGCAAAAUCCUGCUAAUCGGCUCCGCCUGAGUCUUGCUCGUGCACUGCUGAGUGAGCCAUCUGUAGUGGUGCUAGCAUUGGCUCCUGUGCUUCUUCUAUCACCUGAGGAUGAAUUCCAAUUGCAGCUGGAGCCGUACGCUAGCCUCGACGAUGCUACACUCGAGGUCUUGCAACGUGUGAUGCAUAAAGAGCUCUGCGAUGCAACUGUUCUGCUACUUCUACCAUCUGCUGCAGCGUCACCACAGUCAGUGCAAGCUCAGAUAACAGCGUUGCUGAGUGCAGUGAGCCGCGUUCUAGUUGUGGGCAAUGGUGAAAUCGCAGAGCUUGGAACGCCUGCAGACCUUGCAACGACUGCAGCUUGUCCGGGUCAGCAGGAGAUCCUUCCUAAGGUUCUGAGUAGACUGGAGCUAUCCGACCUGGAGCAUUUUCGUGAGGAUUCUGAUCCAGUGGCUUCGCAACGAAACGAGAGACUAGAGCACCAUGUGAGCAGUGGCGAUUCAGCUACAAGAGAUGAGGCUCUGACGGACACUGCCAACAAUGCUGUCAGAUGA